AUGGCGAAGGUCCCCGCGCGACUGCGAAGCGUGACGUACAGCCUGUCGCCCAUGCGCACGGGCGUCAUGCACGGCCUGUUCAAGGAUUGGGCGUCGGGCAUGGCGACGCGCGUCAAGGAGAACGCGGUCGACGCGGGCGUGUUCUGCGCGCUGCCGCUCGGCGCGACGGUGUGGUACGCGUUGAAUUACAAGGAAAAUGAAAAGUUGGAGCACCGAUAUUAA
This is a messenger RNA of Ostreococcus lucimarinus CCE9901, 222 nucleotides long. RefSeq lists its product with no specific name. The record is from RefSeq and is a predicted model, not a curated record. The transcript has 2 exons. Gene Ontology annotation, biological process: mitochondrial electron transport, ubiquinol to cytochrome c. NCBI's taxonomy places the organism in Eukaryota, Viridiplantae, Chlorophyta, Mamiellophyceae, Mamiellales, Bathycoccaceae. The coding region runs from base 1 to 222 and encodes 73 amino acids.